This is a messenger RNA of Plenodomus lingam JN3, 1776 nucleotides long. The record is from RefSeq and is a predicted model, not a curated record. Lineage: Eukaryota; Fungi; Ascomycota; Dothideomycetes; Pleosporales; Leptosphaeriaceae.
AUGGCCGACACGCUGCGCAGCCAUCGCGCAGAGUCGACGCGCCAGACAAUGGCCCUUGAGAAGCUGCACACGCGCAACGCUGACCUGUCGCGCCAAUUGUCCCUCGCCCAGGCGCAAGAGCAGUCUGCUCGCAAAGCCCUGCAGACGGCCGAGUCGUCUGCCCGCAAACUGCGCGCCGAGAUGCAGCGCCUCAAGACAACGGUCGAGCAGGUCCGCACAAGCUGCACAAACGACGUGCGCAAGCGCGACAGAGAGAUUCAGCGGCUGAAGGCGCAUUUGACCAGCCAGCAGCGGGGCAACAAGACAGGGCUGGUGGGCGCGAGCAUCACCAUCAACCCCGGCAGCCUAGGCCUGGCCGGCUCUACCAGCGUCCUCAACGAUGAUGCGCCCGACGUGGACGAUCCCGCAUACAGCCUCAAGCAGGAAACGACUGAAUUCUUGACACAGUUAAGCCAGAGCCUCAGUGAUGAAAACGACAGUCUGAUUGGCCUUGUGCGAAACACACUCAUGACGCUGAGGGAGCUGCAGGGCAUGCCAGACCGUGAGAGUCCGCGAGAGGAAGCAGGAGCAGAAGGGCUCUCGAUGAUUGGCGAAGAGGAAGAAAACACACAGCAGGGCAUGAUGCAGGCAUUGCCCACAGACUACGAAACUCUGGCUACCGACAUGGACACGGUGCUGGACAAUCUCAAGAAUCUGCUGACCAACCCCAACUUUGUGGCCGUGGAUGAGGUGGAGAUGCGUGAGGAGGAGAUACUCCGAUUACGUGCAGGCUGGGAGAAGAUGGAAGCACGUCUGCGAGAGGCCUUUAUGCUCAUGGACUCGUGGCGAAAGCGCAUGACCAACGGAGACACAAUCAACCUUGACGAACUGAAGAUGGGCUUCAGUCUCGACAUGGGUCUCGAUCACGAGGAAAGAGGUGAGGCCUCUAUGGACGAGGAUGAGGAGGCUGUAGAAGAUGGGAGUUCCAUGUUCGACGACGAGGUGGACGAGAGCAACAAUGAGGAAGGAGACGAGGCCGCCGACGUCGAGUCAGAAGGGCAAGCACCCUCUUCGCCCGAUGCCGAGCAAGACCAGUUCAAACUGAAGCGGCAAGCGAAUGCAGCUGCGCUCCGCGAAACAAACGGCAACGCGUCAGCUAGCAGAUCUCCUCGAAAGGUAGCCUUUUCGGCAUCGAUACCCAACACGCCAUCGCAAGUCGAGAAUGAGAAUGCAGACGCAUCAGGCAUUGACCUGGUAGGCUCGGAGAAAGCCAGUGGCGCAAGCUCUCCGACCAAAGCCCCGCCAUCACAAGAUCGAGCAGCAAAGCCUCGAGGGCGCGACGAUCGCACACCACGCCAUGUACGUUGUGACAGCCUUGCGGACCGGAUCAUGAAAAUGGCCAGCAAAGUCACGUUUUCCUCACCUUCUUCACCUUCCUCCUCUCCCCUUUUCGAAUCCUCGACUGACUACCACCCUCCCCUCGACCGCUCUGACUCUGACAACUUCACGCAGACAAAGAAGCGCCUCUCCAACGAAGCACACCCAGACGAGCCGUCGGCGAAACUGACGGUGCAAGAUAAACUCAGGGUGGUGCAGGCAGAAGCGGAAUCAGCCGCCGUCAGGGCCGCCAGUCCGGUGAAGAAGGCGCGUGAGGCAGGCGCAGGGUUUGCAGCCGAGCCCAGGAGUGCGAAGCGCCCGCCACGGUCCCCGGUGAAGACUAGGGUUGGCGGCCGUCCGAGAAGAAGGAAGAGUACGCUGACGCCAGAGGAGCUUGAGAGUCUGUUUAUGAUGGGCUAG